Molecule: messenger RNA, 5084 nt
Organism: Aplysia californica (California sea hare)
Lineage: Eukaryota; Metazoa; Mollusca; Gastropoda; Aplysiida; Aplysiidae
Exons: 11
Coding region: 205-4764 (1519 amino acids)
Biological process (GO): regulation of mitotic cell cycle; mitotic spindle organization
Cellular component (GO): mitotic spindle
Molecular function (GO): protein binding
Source: RefSeq, a predicted model, not a curated record
GACAAUUAGUGUAAUGGCAGUAGAUUAAAUAAUGAAGCGGAGGGGUUUUGAGGCUUCCAGAUAAGAAGGAGAAGCCGCUGCCUGCAUAAUUCGACGCAUUUAUGGCACUUUUUUAACAUAAUGUCGUAUUUUUGUGUGCCCUCGGCCAGAGCUAGAGAACUUGGCAGAGAAGACAGCGGCACUGGUCGCGAGAAGGCCUGAACCAUGAUGCGGCAGUUCAACCGACCGGUCACCCUCCCCGUCCCCCUCCAGCGGCCCAAACUCCGGCUGGCCCUGGGCAUGACGUGUGCCGGAGUGAACAGUCUGUCCGUGGACUCCAAAUCUGGGACGCUCGCCUAUCCAGCCUCCGGAGUGGUCGUGCUUUUCGACAUACUCAAAAACAAACAAACCCAGUACAUCCACGAGGCCCGUAAAGCAGUGUCGUGCGUGAGUUUCUCCCCGGACAGCAAACUCCUGCUCAUGGGGGAGUCCGGAAGCUGCUCGCCGGCCCUUCACGUCUGGAGCCUCGCUCAGCGCAAGAGCGUGGCCAGCUUCAAGGACCACUGCCACGGCAUCGUGUGUGCCAGGUUCUCCGCUGGCAUGGACGUACUGGCCUCCGUGGGGACAACACACGACGGCUUCGUCUGCGUGAGGGCCUGGCCCAGCCAGAACAUGCUGGCCACCAACCGGUUCUCUGAGGGUAUCUGCACCAUAUCCUUUUCCCCUUCAAGCCCGUCCUUCGUGACAUGCGGCGUGCAUCACGUCAAAUUCUGGCACCCUCACCUGCCUAGCAACGCGCCAAAGUCGUCGUACGUGAGUCUCCACCCUCGUCCCUGCUCGCUGCACGGCCGGCCAGCCACCCUCGGCGGACUCAAGACCAGGGCUUUUGUUGACGUGGCUUGGGGCUCUGGGAGGACCGCCAGCUUCGUGUUCGCCGUCACGUCCUGUGGGGUCAUCUGUAAGAUAUCCGUCGAGCACCGCACAGUGAAGAAAAGUAAACUUCUACGGAACCUUCAAUUGUCCAGUGUCCAGGUCCACAACACGGACCUGAUAGUUGGCUCAGAGUGUGGAUACGUCAUCUUCCUGGAUGUAGAGACUUUACAGCGCAGAAUGUCUCUGACGUCACCACUGGACAUCUGCUUCGCGGAGCAGGUGCUUCAGAGCCAGGACUCGGCCGUCGACUCGAUUAUAGACGAGUACAGAGCCCACGUUUUUCUCUCUCUCGACCACACCCACCGUCUGCUUGUCGCCGCCCUGUCGAACGGAAGUCUGUGCAUUUGGGACAUAAAGGAUGAGGAAGACAUAAAGAAAACCCACUAUUCUGUGAGUCACAGCAAAGCUAUCUCCGGGCUGGACGUGAUGUCUGUCGUCAACACCAACCCGGCCUGGCCCUCCUCCCCCUGGGACAGCGAGACGGUGGUGACGGUUUCCCACGACUCCACCGUGCGCCUGUGGCAACUGUCCAUGCAGCGCAGCAUCUGCUGCGAGAGCAGCAAGACCAUCUACACGUGCUUUGAGAAACCACCGCCAGCUCGACCCUCCGAAGACCCUGCUGUUGCUACUGCCACUGUCACCCCUGCGAAGGAAGAUGCCAGGCAAGAAUCGAGAAUGAUCACCGCGGCGAAGGUGAGUCCAGAAAACGACCUGAUCACCACGGGCGACAACCACGGACUGAUCGCGGUAUAUGACGCCCAAACUCUGGUCAAUGUGGAGAUCCUGCAGCGACACACGCGCAUGGUGACCACGCUCUGCUUCUUCUCCCACAAAGACUCACGGCUCAGGCUCAUGAUCAGCAGCGGCAAAGAUCGAUUGAUCAACAUUUUCAACGUGGACAGCAAGUUCGGCUUGCUGAGCACUCUACUGCUUCACUCCAGUUCUGUGACGUCUCUCGGUCUGUGCUACACUCCAGAGAAAUUGAUUCUCGUGUCUGCAGGCCUGGACAGAUCUGUGGUGUUGUGUCGCAGUCCAUGGCGCCGAGUCCCCGAGUUCAAGCCCUACACCUGUCAUCACACUUCCAGUUCCGUAGUUGAUCUGGUCAUCAGCCAAGAGGACUAUCACCUGACCGUAGGCAGACUCAACGGGGAAGUCAGCAUCUUUGAUGUGCUCAGCCAAAGACACGUACAGAGAUUCCACGCUUCUCUUGACGAAAAGGCCCAUUUGGAGAAAUUGUUUUUAAACAAAAGCAGGACUCUUCUACUUUGUGCUUGUACCAAUCGCACCAUCAACAUCUUGAGCUACCCGCGCGGCAUUCUGCUCACUUCAGUGUGCAGCCCUUCAAAAGGCGUGAGCGGGCUUCGCUUCUCCACCAACAUGAGGUACAUCGUGUCCUCCACAGGGGACGGCUGUGUCUUUGUGUGGGCUGUGCCGCUCAAGGUGAUCACCGCAGGAGCACUACUGAAGAGACUGUGGAACAAUACCCGGUCCAAGACCUCACCCAUCCUCUCCAUGCCGGGCAGGGCAAUGACGUACAGUACACUUUCUCGGACGAUAAAUGGAAAGGAUCUUGUGCUUGAGAAUACCAAAGAGAUAAAAGCGAGAUCUACUACAGAAAUAGUGAAUCUGGGAGAGGCAGUCCCCGUAGAGGAAGAGCAGGAAAAAGUAUUACAGAAUAAUUGCGCUGAUGUAAUAAAAGAAAUGCAACACAACACCGGAAAUAAGAUCAUUCAACCGACAGGAGUUGACGAAGUGCAUGCAACAGGGGAACCGUUACAAUUUCCGAUUACAAGUUACACCAAGGAAGGCCCAGGCUUGAAAGGCGAGGAGGGUACUUGUUUCAUUUCCGGUCAUCUUGGUCUGUUCUCUGAUGAUGGUCUCGAGUCGUUCGCUGACAAUGAAGAGUUUCCUGACAGCGAAGGAACGGUGUACGGCAGUCAAAGCGAAGGGAAGGAGAAGGAACCUGGUGAGUCGGAACACAAAAGCUUGCCAACACUUGAAAGCUCCCGCGAAGAUAUCAUACCAGGUAGAGUAGUUCACGAGAACACCCCGACUCUCGAAAGUUUCCAAGAAGAUAUUGUAAUGGGUGGGCUUGCACCUGAAAAUAUGCCAUGCAAGGACUUUGGAGAAUCGGAUGAGGACUCUGUACAGGUCAAGGGGAAUGCAAUGUAUGAAGGUCCUUCCUCAGUUUUUGAAAACACACAUUUCAUAGCCCAUGCGGGAUCUGACGGGAUGGAGAAACUAUCGGGAUUUCCAUCAUGGCAUGAGUAUGUAAUGAGUAUGGAGGUAUGUAGUCCUGAUGAAAUAGUGGCUCUUCAGGAUCAAGUUAAUCUUAUUUCCGAGAAGCACAGUUCAUCAACACUAGCAGAUUUAGAAGACUGUCAAAUCCAAGAAGCAGAAUUUGCUUUAGAAGACCACACCUCUUCCUCUCCCCAGCCACACUUACCGAGGUUGGAGCCCUCGAACGAUAAAACUACUCCAAAGACAGGUAGUGAUAUAACAAAUAUGGAUACGUCUCAAUUCUCCUCACAUGACGACUUACAAGGCAUUAGCUCGAAUCAGGUCGCUGAAAAUCCGAGGACCGAUGCUUUUGUACAAGUAGAUUUAGCAUCUUCAACACAACAACACACAGACUCAUCCUGUAGCGAGGUGUUGCCUUCUGAUCCCAAGAUUGAGCACAGCGCAGAAACACAGUCUCACGAUGACCCAGAGCAUAAAAACUGCACUAAAGAGGAAAGUACUAAAUAUUCUGACACUGUGUCCUCACAUAAGAUAUCGUUUGAAGGAGAAAAACUUGAAACAUACUACGACGUGGUAUUAGUUAACAGUACGCUCUCCGACGAAGAAUUAAUGACGUCACAGGGGCCGCAUACGCAGGCGCUAGAGUGUCCCAAAGAAGACACAAUAAGAGGGAUGGUAGCCUUUGAGGAUUCUGAGGUUGCACCACAAGUGACUCCUGAAGAAAAAAUGAAUAUAGAACCUACGGUCACAGAGGAUAAUUCGCAGACCUCAGAAGAAUCAGAAAAUGACCAUCCGAAUGAACACUGUUCAACACAAGAAGAAUGUAGAGAAACUAAUUCACAGGCAGAGAAAUCAGGUUCACUGUUUGCUUUUACUAGCCAGGAGACUACUUGGUCUACCGAGAGCAAAUUUGAUGGUGAUGAUGAAGAAUCCCAAGGUGUGAAGUCCGAACCUUGUGUGAAUCAAGCAUCAGAAGGCUACGCUAGUUCAAAGGUACAAGGCGGCCAGUACCGCUCUACCGAAUCUAUCACCGGGAAUGAAUUUGGAAACACAGAGUCUCUAAGUUUCGAAAAUCCCGAAGAAAAUAAUGGUAGUUUGGCUGACCUUCCUGAAACUAAUGUUGGGGCAACGCAGCCUCGCUCGAGGGAUGUACAUUUAGUUGAAUUUCAGGUAAACGGAGAUCAAUGUGUAGUCCAGGAAGUUUCGUUAGAUGAAUCAGGAAAAUAUGGAUUGGAUAUAUCAACAAAGAAAACAAAUCGAGAGAGAAUACGAUGUCAUCUAAAAGACUGCGUAACACCGAGAGAGACUGAUUACAGGCCUUUAAAAACGAUUGUUUCGCUUUCAAAAAAUGGUAGAAACAACUUUCCUCUACUCACGGAUGACGUAUCCUUAACCAAGAUCAGUGGACACAGUGGUGCAAACAACGAAUCCAAGGUGAAAGAACAUAACUCGCCUUUUUCAGGGGACACAGACGGUACCUUCCAACCUAUGAAGGGAGACAAUCCUGCCAUUAUUCAGUGGGAACAGCAGUCAGUCGGGCAGGAGCUGCAACUGAAUGAAGCUGCAGGGGAUGCCACCCAGGGUGCUGAAACCUUUACAAAAUGCCCGUGACACUGUCUAUCAAAAGGUUUAUUCAAUGUCCUGCUUCCUUGAAAAUCGCCCCUCCCACCCUCUCCUCCCACGCAAAAUCAAGACGCCCGUGCCCCCCUCCUUUUUUUCAAAGGUAAAAAAAGACAACGCAUGGCAAACAAAUACAUUGGUGUAUUAUCGAAGAAGUAUUAACGUGCCACAAGUGCAUUUACUUUAUUUGAAUUUAACGUAAUACAGUGAUUGGUAGGACAAGUAGUAAGUGACUUGAAUCUGACUCCUUGUUUUGGGCUUUACUGAUUGACAUGAGUAGAUUGGAUUCUGAAAUUAAAAAAACAAUCUUU